Messenger RNA from Salvelinus namaycush (lake trout), 6907 nucleotides. It is a transcript of the gene igf1ra, whose product is annotated as insulin-like growth factor 1a receptor. The coding region runs from base 1 to 4227 and encodes 1408 amino acids. NCBI's taxonomy places the organism in Eukaryota, Metazoa, Chordata, Actinopteri, Salmoniformes, Salmonidae. Gene Ontology annotation, biological process: regulation of JNK cascade; positive regulation of phosphatidylinositol 3-kinase/protein kinase B signal transduction; protein autophosphorylation. The transcript is spliced from 21 exons. Gene Ontology annotation, molecular function: phosphatidylinositol 3-kinase binding; insulin receptor activity; insulin receptor substrate binding. The record is from RefSeq and is a predicted model, not a curated record. Gene Ontology annotation, cellular component: insulin receptor complex; axon; membrane.
AUGGUGAUGGAGAACUCCUUGCAGACUAAUGGCGGCACACAAGGGGAUAUUUCCCCCACGCUGCCCAGGGACAUUCUCUGUGGUCUAAGUAUCGACAUCCGUAAUGACAUCAGUGAGUUCAAGAGUCUGGAGAACUGCACGGUGGUGGAGGGCUUCCUGCAGAUCCUCCUCAUCGGAGACAAGACCAACAACCUCAACCAGGAGCUCUUCCGCUCCCUCAGCUUCCCCAAGCUGACCGUCAUCACCGACUACCUGCUCCUGUUCCGCGUCUCCGGCCUGGACAGCCUCAGCACGCUCUUCCCCAACCUCAACGUCAUCCGCGGACGCAACCUCUUCUACAACUACGCCCUGGUGAUCUUCGAGAUGACCAGUUUGAAGGACAUUGGCCUGUACAACCUGAGGAACAUCACACGAGGGGCUAUCCGGAUCGAGAAGAACCCGGAGCUCUGCUACCUGGACUCUGUGGACUGGUCUCUCAUCAUGGACGCAGAGUUCAACAACUUCAUCGCGGGGAACAAGCAGUCCAAGGAGUGUGGUGAUGUGUGUCCAGGCAUCACGGAGGACAACGCUCAGUGCAUCAAGACCAGCUUUAACGGCAACUUUAACUCUCGCUGCUGGACAUCCAACCACUGCCAGAAAGUGUGCCCAGAGAAGAAGUGUGAGCGGAGGGCAUGUACGGACAGUGGUGAAUGUUGCCAUGCCCAGUGCCUGGGAAGCUGUACGGAGCCGGACGACAACAUGGCCUGCGCAGCCUGCCUGCACUACUACCACGAGGGACGCUGCGUGCAGGACUGCCCCCCAGACACUUACAAGUUUGAGGGAUGGCGCUGCAUCACCAUGGACCUGUGUGCCCGCGUGCACCUGCCCAGCGACUUUGACUUUGUCAUUCACGAAGGAGAGUGCAUGCCUGAGUGUCCAUCAGGCUUUACACGCAAUGAGAGCAAUAGUAUGUUCUGCAGUGCCUGUGAUGGCCUGUGUGAUAAGAUCUGUGACUCCAAGACCAUCGACUCAGUGGAUGCUGCUCAGUCUCUAAUGGGCUGCACAGUCAUCAAAGGCAACCUCCACAUCAACAUCCGCCGUGGCAAUAACAUCGCCUCAGAGCUGGAAAGCUUCAUGGGGCUGAUCCAGACAGUGACAGGCUAUGUGAGGAUCCGCCACUCCCACACUCUAGGCUCGCUCUCCUUCCUCAAGAGCCUGCGCUACAUCAACGGGGAGGAGCUCAUGGAAGGGAUGUAUGCUUUCUCUGCCAUCGACAACCAGCGCCUGCAGUACCUGUGGGACUGGACCCAACACAACUUGACCAUCAGGGCUGGGAGGCUGUCCUUCCGUUUCAACCCCAAACUCUGCAUGUCUGAGAUACACAAGAUGUGGGAGAUGACGGGCAUCACUGAGAAGUUUGAGGAGGACGAUUUCCGAAACAAUGGGGACAGAGCCAGCUGUGAGAGCCACAUCCUGAAGUUCAAGUCCAACAGCACGGUGAGUAACCGGAUCAAGCUGACCUGGGAGCGCUACAGACCACCAGACUACAGAGACCUCAUCAGCUUCAUUGUCUACUACAAGGAGGCACCGCACCAGAACAUCACAGAGUUUGAUGGCCAGGAUGGGUGUGGCUCCAACAGUUGGAACAUGGUUGACGUGGACCUGCCUCAGGACAAAGAGAUAGACCCUGGCGUGUUGCUGUCCCCACUGAAGCCCUGGACCCAGUACGCCAUCUUUGUCAAGGCCAUCACCCUUGUCGUGGAGGACAAACACAUCCCGGGAGCCAAGAGUGACGUGGUCUACAUACGUACCAGACCCUCAGAGCCGUCUAUGCCAAUGGAUGCCCGUGCGUAUGCCAACUCAUCCUCAAAGCUGGUGGUGAAAUGGUCACCUCCCCUCAACCCUAACGGCAAUCUCACUUUUUACCUGAUCCGCUGGCAGCAGCAAGCUGAAGACAGGGAGUUGUACCAACACAACUACUGCUCCAAAGAGCUAAAGAUCCCCAUCAGGAUAUCAGCCACGGGGUUGGCAGACAUGGAGGAGGACACCAAGCCCACCAAGUCUGACCUGUCUGGGGGGGAUAAGGGCCCUUGCUGCCCCUGCCCCAAGACCAAGGAGGACCUGAAGGCAGAGAUAGACGACGCCUCCUACCGCAAAGUCUUUGAGAACUUCCUGCACAACUCCAUCUUCACCCCCAGACCCCCAGACCGGCGACGUAGGGAUCUAUUUGGGGUGGCUAACAGCACCCUGGCACGGGGUGGCAACACCACAGGCCUGGAGGGUAAUAGGACAGAAGGAGAGCCCCCUGAGAGGGAGUUCCCCUUCAUGGAGGACCGGAGCAAGACAGAGUUUAUCGAGAUCCCCAACCUGCAGCCCUUCACUGUGUACCGCAUCGACAUCCAUGCAUGCAACCAGGAGGUCCGUCGCUGCAGCGCUGGAGCCUUCGUCUUCUCCAGGACGAAACCUGCAGACAAAGCGGAUGACAUGCCAGGCAGCGUGAUCCAGGAGAGGGAUGAGAAGGUGGAGGGGUCGGUGCUGCUGAGGUGGCCGGAGCCUGUCAACCCCAAUGGCCUCAUCCUGAUGUAUGAGAUCAAGUUCCGCCAGGGCACCGAGCCUGAGAAACACGAGUGUGUGUCACGCCAGCACUACCGUGUUCACAAAGGAACUCGUCUGACCAACCUGGGCUAUGGGAACUACUCUGCCCGCGUGCGUGCCACCUCCCUGGCAGGAAACGGGUCCUGGACUGAGCCAGUGUCCUUCUACGUGCCCCCACCCAAACGGGACUAUGACAACGCAUUCUAUCUGGUCAUCAUCAUCCCCAUCAUCGUGAUAAUUCUCAUCGCCAGCCUCAUCACUGUACUCUUCUUUAUCAACAAAAAGAGGAACAGUGACAGGCUGGGGAAUGGUGUCCUCUAUGCUUCUGUUAACCCUGAGUACUUCAGUGCGGCUGAGAUGUAUGUUCCAGACGAGUGGGAGGUGGCCAGGGAGAAAAUCACCAUGCACAAGGAGUUGGGCCAGGGUUCCUUCGGCAUGGUGUAUGAGGGCCUGGCUAAGGGCGUGGUUAAAGACGACCCAGAGACCCGCGUGGCCAUCAAGACAGUCAACGAGUCAGCCAGCAUGAGGGAGAGGAUCGAGUUCCUCAAUGAGGCCUCUGUCAUGAAGGAGUUCAACUGUUACCACGUGGUGCGUCUGCUGGGCGUGGUCUCUCAGGGCCAGCCCACCUUGGUGAUAAUGGAGCUGAUGACCCGUGGAGACCUGAAGAGCCACCUGCGAUCACUCCGGAAAGAGAACACGUCCAGCCAGGUUCUGCCCCCGCUGAAGAAGAUGAUCCAGAUGGCAGGAGAGAUUGCGGACGGCAUGGCAUACCUCAACGCCAACAAGUUUGUCCACAGAGACCUGGCUGCCAGGAACUGCAUGGUGGCGGAGGACUUCACCGUCAAGAUCGGAGACUUUGGCAUGACGCGAGACAUCUACGAGACGGAUUACUAUCGGAAAGGAGGAAAGGGCCUUCUGCCGGUCCGCUGGAUGUCCCCAGAGUCGCUGAAAGAUGGCGUGUUCACCACAAAUUCUGAUGUCUGGUCGUUUGGGGUGGUGUUGUGGGAGAUUGCCACCUUGUCUGAGCAGCCGUACCAGGGCAUGUCCAACGAGCAGGUGCUGCGUUUCGUCAUGGAAGGAGGACUCCUGGACAAGCCUGACAACUGCCCUGACAUGCUGUUUGAACUGAUGCGGAUGUGCUGGCAGUACAACCCCAAGAUGCGUCCCUCCUUCCUGGAGAUCAUCAACAGCCUCAAGGAGGAGCUGGAGCCUCCGUUCAGUGAGAUGAGCUUCUUCUUCAGCAAGGAGAACAAGCCCCCGGACACUGAGGAGCUGGACAUGGAGGUGGAGAACAUGGAGAAUGUGCCACUGGACCCUGCACCCAGCAGACCCCCCACUGCCGUCCCUCAGCCCUCCCAGGGACCUAUGGGGGCCACACGGGGCUCAGCGCCCCCUCCUCCCCAGCAGUUAUCUCAAAUACAAGGCCCUUCUAGUACCCUGAUGGGACCUGGCUCCCCCUCCACCUCAGCCCCUGCUGCCUCUGCCUCAGCCUCCCCAAGCCUGGCUUUGGACAAGCAUUCAGCACAGGUAUCGGCCAACGGGCCAGUGGUAGUGCUACGGCCCAACUUUGAGGACACGCAGAACUACGCCCACAUGAACGGGGGGCGCAAGAACGAGCGGGCGCUGCCACUGCCCCAGUCUUCAGCCUGCUGAUCCCUAGCCCCCCUCCUCUCCCCUCAGCCAGAUCACCCCUCUCCGCCUCCUCUUCUCAGACAGGGUAACAUAAACUUCUCCUCCGCUUUAGUUCUAAUGGGGGGAUGGAUGAGUGAGUAACUGACAGACAUUAUACUACUCUACUGCAGUAGGAGUCUUUUCUUAAAAAAUAAAAAUAUUAACAAGAUUUAUGAUUGAAUACCGAGACUGAGAAACAGUACAGAAACCUGUUAAAGCAUUUGGAGCAUGGUGGCUCAAACCGAACUACAACACUGGGGAGCUCUGGUGUUUCCUUCUUGUAGAGUAUUUGUUACUUUUUUUAAAUCCUUAAAGAAAGACAAAAAUACAGACUUAUUAAUAUUCCCUGACUGACAGGUAUUGUAAGUGAGAGACAAUAACUUAUUUUAAACAUAUCUGCCAGCAGAUCCGACAGAAGAGCACUUUUUGUUGAUUUCAGAGAGAAGGUUGUAUAUAUCUGAUUGUGUAUUUCUAUACAAACACAUGAUUCUCUUGACAGUAAGAUAUAGCUCCUCUUCCACACUUCUUUCCAUCAAUAUACUUCUCCUCCCAUAUUUCAGACAUUGAUGUGUUCUGGACUAGGCUCAUUGGUUUUCCUGUCAAUAUUCCGGGGUAGGAGGGAAUGUUUCAGGAGUGGGUAGAUAGGAUAGAGGGGCUAUUGUAAAUCUGCCAUAUGUUUUGCCAAAUCAAAGUUAGCAAUUUUCUCCCUCCUGCUCUUCAUUUCUCUCUUUGAUUGGACAUGGAGAGAAACACAAUCAAGCAUCCUAAAACUCCCACAUUGCUGUUUCUUUUCUUUUUCUACUUCACAAUUACAAUCAAAUUGUAAAAGGAAUUUGCCUGUUUUCUUUUCUGGGGUUUUUCGGGUUCACAUCAGAGCCCUUAUUUGGAGUCCUAUUUUAUUGUAUGUGUCAUCUGAGAGAUGAAAACACCAACAUCACCAACAGAGACAUUGAACAAAAAAGGACUUGGCGCCAAAAUUACAACACAUACAGAGACAAACCUGAAGUGGAAGGUAUUGGAUCAGUUCUGAUACAAGGAGAACUAAAGGACUUAACAGAACUCCACGUUGUGAGCAUACAUAAGUCUGCUAAAGGCAUUGUACACAGCAGGUAUUUUUUUUAGACUAGUCAUUAGUCUCUCUGUACAAUUCAAACAUUUAUAUAAAGGUCUUACAGUUGUAUGUUAGACCUUAGGAUCAUUUUCACACACACAUCAUUGGUUUGUCACUUUUAUAACUUUUAUACGGUUCAGAUGUUCUCUUCUAUGUCUGUACAGAAUAAAGCUGCUAUUUUUUUCUUUUUCUUUUUUGGAUGUUAUAUAUAUAAAGAAAUCCUUCAGGUUGACUAUUUUAUGAUCUCCACUACAGUCCAUUUCUUAUGCUUCAUACUUCUAGCAAAAACAAUAUUUAAAAAAAGGACCUUUCUCUCUUCUUUACCCCAGAACAGGUUGUCUGUAUCACAACAUAUUGUCCAUUGCCUUUUAUUUUUUAUGAACAUGUUUUUCUUUGCAUUCUUUUUUGUAGAUUUCUAUAUAAUUAUCAUUAUUAUUAUUAUUAUUAGUUCGAAUGGACACCGGAGCUCCGUGUGCGAGUGUGUACGUUUGGCACCCUUUUUGUACCAGUUGUCUAGUACCUAGUUAUUGCCCCCUAGGUGCAACUUAAUCUCAGGUCGAAGUACAUGUUUUGCUUUCUCCAUACAUUCUCAUUACUGUCCUCUGCUUGUUUCACCUCUCUGUCGAGUCCAAUAGUGCCCUCUCCCCUCCAGCCCCACACUGAAAUGUGCAGUAUACCUGCCUCCCCCAGUGCCUCCUUUUGAAGUCAGGAUUAGUUACACAGGAUCUUCUUUUUUCUACUGGAUCUGGUGUUUUAACCCAUCCAUUUUCCUGCCUCUCAAUUGAUAGGGCUAAUUGGGUUGUCUUGUUUGCCUUAAUGAUCCCAACCACUCGCCAUCCUCUCAAAGAAAGCUCAUCCAUAAUCAAAGUUCUCUUUUUGUGUCUUAGAUUUCAAGUGCAGCAUUACUGCUUAUUCUCCUUUAUCAUCCAUUUAAUUUGUGUUGUCAUACUCAGUCUCUUAUGAUCAAAGUGAAAACAGUUUCUAUUGUUUGUCUCCUUAAACAUGGCACCUGUAAACCAAAUAAGAAUGGGUUAAAGUCCAGGGAAGUGGUCACAUUUCAAUGUCAUAAAUUGAAUAGGUCUUACUGGGGGUGUCAGUAUGAAAAGUGUUUUUGAAGGAUUUCUCCUCAUCUUUUGAAAAAGUUUCCAGCUUUGAAGUUAUUCUCUGUAGGAUUGUUAUUUUUUUAAUUUAUUUUCCUUUUGUGAUAUCAGUUUAAAUCACUGUAUAAAUGCCCCUUCAUUCAUUAUAAAGUUGGAUUUUUGAUAUGUACUUUCUUUGGUGUCAUGGCUGAGGGACUUUCUUUUUCUUCCCUUCAAGUAUAUAUCUACCUCACUCUUUUUAAGUGUGUAUGAAAAGAAAAGUACGUCUCACCUUUUCUCAUUAGUCUGUAUAAGGUUAUAACAUUAUUAACAAAACACACCACACACAAACCCGGUUGGUGUAGAGAUGGGAUUGCGCUAGGGUGGCUCUAAUUUUAUAUCUGGUCCCAUGCUUAAAAAGUUCUGUAUCAACUACAUGUCAAAUCAAAUUUUAUUUGUCACAUGUGCCGAA